Papaver somniferum (opium poppy) is the source of this 1423-nucleotide messenger RNA. RefSeq names its product splicing factor 3B subunit 4-like. Gene Ontology annotation, biological process: positive regulation of mRNA splicing, via spliceosome. The record is from RefSeq and is a predicted model, not a curated record. Gene Ontology annotation, molecular function: RNA binding. NCBI's taxonomy places the organism in Eukaryota, Viridiplantae, Streptophyta, Magnoliopsida, Ranunculales, Papaveraceae. Gene Ontology annotation, cellular component: U12-type spliceosomal complex; nucleolus. The transcript has 9 exons. The coding region runs from base 53 to 1222 and encodes 389 amino acids.
UCCUCGCACAGAACUAUAGAAGAAAAGAAGUGAGAGAGAGUGAGGGAGGAAGAUGACGACUCGAAUAGCACCGGGUGUUGGAGCGAAUUUGCUCGGACAACACUCUGCAGAGAGGAACCAAGAUGCUACUGCUUAUGUUGGUAAUCUCGAUCCUCAGGUGAGUGAAGAGCUAUUGUGGGAGUUGUUUGUUCAAGCUGGCCCUGUUGUUAAUGUUUAUGUUCCUAAAGAUAGAGUCACAAAUUUACAUCAAGGAUAUGGGUUCGUAGAGUUUCGCAGUGAAGAAGAUGCUGACUAUGCAAUCAAGACUCUGAACAUGAUUAAACUUCAUGGAAAACCAAUACGUGUGAAUAAGGCCUCCCAAGAUAAGAAGAGCUUGGAUGUUGGAGCAAAUCUGUUCGUUGGAAAUCUCGACACUGAUGUUGAUGAGAAACUUUUAUAUGAUACUUUCAGUGCAUUUGGAGCCAUUGUCAGCAAUCCUAAGAUAAUGAGAGAUCCCGAGACAGGCAAUUCUCGUGGUUUUGGUUUUAUUAGCUAUGAUUCUUUUGACACAUCUGAUGCGGCUAUUGAGGCAAUGAAUGGUCAAUAUCUGUGUAACCGUCAGAUAACGGUUUCCUAUGCAUAUAAGAAAGAUACCAAAGGGGAGCGUCACGGCACACCAGCAGAGAGAGUCUUAGCUGCAAGCAAUCCAGGUACAACGAAGAAUAGGCCCCACACUAUGUUUGCGAGUGGACCACCUACACUGCUUAAUGGACCUGCUCAAGGAAAUAAUGGUCCAAUGGGUGCACCAAUGCCUCCUCGGCCCUUCAUGAAUGGCGGUAUUCCUCAUGGGCAACUUCCACCACCCCUUCGUCCUCCACCAAUGCCACCAAGUGGGUCCUUCCCACCUCCCAUGCAACUUGGAGGUCCACCUCCAUCUUGGCCAGGUCAUCAGCAACAACAACAGCAACAGCACGGCCAAAUGAUGGUACCAUCUGGUAUGCCGCCACCUCAACAUCAGCAGCAGUUUAGACCUCCACCUAAUAUGUUACCACCUCCACCACAGCAGGGUGGAUAUAUGUCAAGGCCUCCUCCACCACCUAUGGGAAUGGGUGCACCACAGCCUGUUUGGCGAGCACCACCACCACCUCAGCAACUUGUUCAAAGACCCCCUCCUCCGCCUCAGAUGUUGAUGCCACCUCCACCACCAAAUUCACUACCUCCUCCACCUCCUUCAUCGGGUUAAAUUGGUCUAUCAAUUUUCAGAACAUUGUAAUUUUAAGAAAUUAUUUCAAGUCUAUGUAUGAUGAUUUUGAAACCAAAGGAACUUCCCUCUGUGUUUGUAGUAUUUAGUUAUUUAGUUGUGAUAUAGAUAGACACAUCAAUGUACGGAAAGCUCUUGUUAACAAAAUGAGGAAAGUUAGAUCAGCUUUUAAAGAAUCAUUCA